Messenger RNA from Pseudopipra pipra, 2513 nucleotides. It is a transcript of the gene MITD1, whose product is annotated as microtubule interacting and trafficking domain containing 1. NCBI's taxonomy places the organism in Eukaryota, Metazoa, Chordata, Aves, Passeriformes, Pipridae. Gene Ontology annotation, biological process: midbody abscission. The coding region runs from base 60 to 812 and encodes 250 amino acids. Gene Ontology annotation, cellular component: midbody. The record is from RefSeq and is a predicted model, not a curated record. The transcript is spliced from 7 exons.
AGCUCCCUGCCCUUUCCCGGUAGCCGUCCCGGUCCCGAUCCCGGUCCCGAUCCCGGUCCAUGUCGCGAUCGGGGGGCGAUGGCACCGCCGCGCUGGAGCGGGCCGGGGCAGAGACGGUGAAGCGGGCGGUGGAGCUGGACGUGGCAUCCCGGUUCCAGGAGUCGCUGGUGUGUUACCAGGAGGGCAUCGAUCUCCUGCUGCAGGUGGUGAAAGCCACGAAGGAUGAGGCAAAAAAGCACCGCUACCGGCAGAAGAUCUCCGAGUACAUGACCAGAGCCGAAGACAUUAAAAAACACAUUGAGAAAGAGAAACAAGAUGGCAAAUACCAUAAGCAAAUCAGGAUAGAGGAAAACGCAACGGGUUUUGGCUACGAAAAGCUUUUCCAUGAGUACCUUACUGAGGUUGUUUCUGAGGUUUGGGUGGAGGACCCAUACAUUAGGCACGUUCAUCAGUUGUAUAACUUUCUACGAUUCUGUGAGAUGCUAAUUAAGGGGCCGUGCAAAGUGAAAACAAUCCACCUCCUCACUUCCUAUGAUGAGGGUAGUGGGAGGAGUCAGCAGAUGAGUGGCUUGGAAGAAAUACAACAGUCAUUACGGAAUUAUGGAGUAUCACUGAAUAUUGAAUUUUCGUCUUCAAUACAUGAUCGAGAAAUCAGAUUCAACAAUGGAUGGAUGAUUAAGAUUGGAAGGGGUCUUGAUUAUUUUAAGAAACCACAGGGUCGUUUCAGCAUCGGAUACUGUGACUUUGACUUGCGACCUUGUCAUGAAACAACAGUGGAUGUCUUUCACACUAAACACACAAAGAAAAUGUAAUCAGAUAUGACUGCUUUUAAUAAGUGUUUUCAUAAGCAUAAAAAUGUAAGACUGGAAGACGUUGCUUGAGUCCAGCUGUCCACCCUCAGAAGCAACUCUUCCAAGUACUUAGUGCAGCACAGCUUUUAUAAUCUGUGGGUUUAAGAAUACUUGAGGCUUUUCAGUCUGAGAAAACACAACUGUAAAUUCCUUCAGUGUACUUCUUCUGUAAUCUUAAUUAAUACAAUCCAUGUCUAAAUUUUAUCUUGAUUUUGUAACAGACCCUCAAUAUUGUCUUUCAAAGGCCUCUUUACUGUCAUUUCUAUUUUUACUACUGAUUUUGUCUUGAGCCAAUUUUGGGGUUUAUAUCUCUAAUUGACCACCUCAGAAACAUUGGAAGCUGGGCUGCCACGUGUCCUCUUUUAUAAGCAGUCUUAUUUACUUCCUUUAAUUCCUGUAUUCUAGUCAUGACUACUAUUCUAGUGGGUUUUAGUCAAUCUCGUAAUACCUUAUUUCACAGACUUUACUGGUAACCCCAAAUUUAACAUUCCAUUUUCCAAGCCUCUUGCCUACAAGAGUUUUAGUGUUCAGUAUACAGUCAUUUUAGGGUUGUCUUACGUGUCUCUGCAUGAUGGAUUUUGGACUAGGAAGGCUGCAAACAGCUGUAUUCUCUUCCCUGUCACUCCUAUAUGUUCUUUUAUUCCAUGAUGUAUGGUCAUAUACCUGAUUUCCAUCCUUUGCAUUAGGUGUGGAGAGGAUGUAUGAUCUUCUCCCAGUCUUAUUCUCUGACUUUAAAGUCCAAUGACUGGCUACUCAUGCCAGUCUCAACUGCAUUUUUCCCUACUACUAUGGUAGUCCCCUAAAAAAACCAAAAUUUAUUUUUAAGUUCUUCCAAAAGUUGUAUACCCUGAAUAGCUCAGUUCGUCAGAGCAUGGUGUUAAUAACACAUUGUGGGUUCAAUCCCUGCACAGGCCAUUCACUUAAGAGCUGGAUUUGAUGAUCCUUGUGGGUCAGAGUAUUCUGUGAUUCUAAGGAAUAUGCUAUUUGGAGUAAAGACAAAGGCUUUCCUUGUCAUUCCUUCAUCCUUUGGAAACCAGAAGGUAUCACCUGAGCUGCUGCUGCUUUUUCUUCUUAAACAAGAGUUCUUUCUUAGCAAAAAUUCACCAAAGUCAUGUAUUCUGACAUGAAAAACAGGCAGUGGCCUCUUUUGCAGGUCCCAUCAAAAUCUUUUUAGCCUCAGGACUGAUAGGUGCCUUAUGCUUUCUGCUUCUGUAAUACAGUAGGCCUCUGUAUUCUAGUAGCAUGUUUAUAGAUGUAUUCUGUUAUACUUUUCUUUCCUUAAUGUGCUUUAUUAUUUUAUUUUCUAUCAUCUAAUGCUGCUAUUCUUUCCCUCUUGCCUAUAACAACAAAUCUAUUCCACAGAAAUCAAGAAGAAAUGGAGCUGGUCUUUACCUUAUUUUCUGGGUCACAAUUUGCCAGUGAUUUGCCUUCUUUAUCCUUUCUCAUAGUAAUGUCUCAGCUUUGGAGUGUUACAUCAGCAAAAUGAGUAAUAUAUGUGCCACAAAGCUGUGUGCUACUAGUUGUUCCCCCAGACAUUCCAUAGAAGCUCCUGGGCUUGCUGCUGUGAUACUAGUUUUCUAGUCACUGUUGUGAAUUUUAUUCACUUGUGUAUAAUAUAUGCCUAUUUUUAAUGGGAAUAAAAAAGAUUUUUUAUUAUUUGUA